Molecule: messenger RNA, 1187 nt
Organism: Hymenoscyphus albidus
Lineage: Eukaryota; Fungi; Ascomycota; Leotiomycetes; Helotiales; Helotiaceae
Source: the annotation of a GenBank genome assembly
CUUAUUUCAGCGACGACGGAAUCCUCUCCCAUAGUUGCUUGACUCUAGUUUCUAUCUUCACUUUUCCAAUUGCAAUUCAUAGAUAAGACCAGGCGGGAAGUUCUUGAACCAGAUUAAAAACAGAAUCUCUCCCACAGAAAAUAUGACUUCAACCCCUCUAGCCACAACCUCAAUUGAGGCCUCAAAUCUCUUUGAUGUGAAAGGGCUCAUCGCCGUAAUCACAGGCGGCGGAUCAGGUAAUUCACUCCUCCCAGAAACCAACAAUCACUUCUAACAGCAUCUCAGGAAUCGGUCUGAUGAUGGCCAGAGCUCUAGCUCUUAAUGGUGCCUCAAAAGUCUACAUAAUCGGCCGUCGUGCCAAAGUCCUCGAGGAAGCCUCAAAGUCCAUCGCGACACCUGGCAUAAUCGUCCCCAUCGUGGGGGACGUAACUUCCCAAUCCACAAUGGAAAGCAUUGUUCGAAAGAUCCAGGAUGAAGUAGGUUAUAUCAACCUCCUCAUCGCUAAUUCCGGAAUCCUCGGACCUGGACCAGCGCAGCCUCCGAGUAGCUAUACCUCCGUUUCGGAUUUCAAGAACUCGUUCUUGGGAGCUGGAGCUGAAGCUAGUGGACAGGAGGGCUUUGAGAGGUUCGUGGAUACGUUCAGGACUAAUACUGCCGCGGUUUGGUACACGAUUGUGCAGUUUCUUGAGUUAUUGGAUGAGGGAAAUAAGAAUGGAAAUAUAAAGCAGGCUAGUCAGGUUAUUGCGACAGGUAGCAUUGCAGCUUUUUUGAGAAAGGUAGGGGGGGGUUAUGCAUACGGGGAGUCUAAAAGUGCUGUUAUGCACAUGGGUAAGCAACUUGCAACGGGGCUGGCACCUUUUGGGAUUAGAGCCAAUGUACUUGCUCCAGGGCGUAAGUGAUCCUUUCUUUCCAAGGACGCUGUGAUCAAAUUUGCUUUGGAGAUUGAAUAUCGAAAUUGAAGCUUAUCGACUAACCUUUGUCUCAUAGUAUUUCCCUCUGACCUAGCAGCGGGCAUCAUUGGCGAUGGUGUUUUUACACGUGACCAAAUCCCACUUGGAAGAGUAGGAGAUGAGGAAGACAUGGCCGGUGUUAUUUUGUUCAUGGCAAGUAGAGCAGGAGCCUAUUGUUCAGGAAAUGUCAUGACGAUUGAUGGAGGGCGUAUGUCAGUAUUGCCGUGCUCAUACUAA